Molecule: messenger RNA, 668 nt
Organism: Mandrillus leucophaeus (drill)
Lineage: Eukaryota; Metazoa; Chordata; Mammalia; Primates; Cercopithecidae
Product: MAX gene-associated protein-like
Exons: 1
Biological process (GO): cell fate specification; regulation of transcription by RNA polymerase II
Cellular component (GO): MLL1 complex
Molecular function (GO): DNA-binding transcription factor activity, RNA polymerase II-specific; RNA polymerase II cis-regulatory region sequence-specific DNA binding
Source: RefSeq, a predicted model, not a curated record
GUGGAAAUUCAGAAAGUUCACUGAAAAAUCGUUCUGCUUUCUGUAGUGAUAAGCUAGAUGAAUACUUGGAAAAUGAAGGCAAGCUGAUGGAAACAAGCAUGGGUUUCUCUUCUAAUGCUCCCACAUCUCCUGUGGUGUACCAGCUUCCCACUAAGAGUACCAGCUAUGUACGAACACUUGAUAGUGUACUAAAGAAGCAAUCUACUAUUUCCCCUUCUACCUCUUACUCUUUGAAACCUCAUUCUGUACCCCCUGCCUCUCGAAAGGCAAAGUCUCAAAACAGACAGGCAACUUUCAGUGGCCGAACUAAAUCAUCUUACAAGUCCAUUUUACCAUACCCUGUUUCACCAAAGCAGAAAUACUCUCAUAUGAUUCUGGGAGAUAAGGUUACCAAGAAUUCUUCAGGCAUCAUCUCAGAAAAUCAGGCGAAUAACUUUGUUGUGCCAACUUUAGAUGAAAAUGUGUUUCCAAAGCAGAUUAGUUUGCGGCAGGCACAGCAGCAGCAGCAGCAGCAGCAGCAGCAACAGGGAAGUCGUCCUCCAGGCUUGUCUAAAUCUCAGGUGAAGCUAAUGGACCUGGAAGACUGUGCACUUUGGGAAGGAAAACCGAGGACGUAUAUCACAGAAGAGCGAGCAGAUGUAUCCUUAACAACUCUACUUACAGCUCAA